This is a messenger RNA of Darwinula stevensoni, 1613 nucleotides long. NCBI's taxonomy places the organism in Eukaryota, Metazoa, Arthropoda, Ostracoda, Podocopida, Darwinulidae. The record is from the annotation of a GenBank genome assembly.
GUUGUAGUCGUUCCAAAAGGCAGACAUGAAAUUGCAGGACGUCGUUUGCACUACCGCAGUUACAGUCGACGGUGUUCAUCGACGACGUCAUCAUUGACGUCACUGUCUCUGCUGCCGUGCAACGCUUUGCACGAUCGACAAAGGGUGGAAUGGAGAGAGCGGGGCUUUCUCAACCUUAAAUUUAUGUUUAGGGUUUCGGCUGUCUUUUUAUGGCUAUGUAGGGCAUGUGUGGUUUGGAUUCCGAGACGAGUAGCAGGAAUGAGGACCUUGAGACUCGAAGGGAGACCAGAAAGUUCGAUUCGGGCAGAGUCCUUCGCGGGUGGCUGAGGCACUCACUUCGCUGCGGGAUUCAACGGAAGGAGAACGGAACCGCGGAGGGCUCUCCAUAACUGGAUAUCGAAGCGGCGCAUGUUUGGCAUCCAUUCCGCUCUCCUCUGCCAGCGAACUGUGAUGGGGGCAGGGGGAGGGCAGGACAUCUGGCAUCCGUGGUGAGACCCACGUGCGUCACGUUCCUCCUUGUGCGUGGCCGUCAGUCGGUUCUCCUCGGUGCUGCAGUGACCGUCUCCUUCGCUGUGUCGCGCGGGGUUUCGUCUCGGUCGGUCGGCCUUCGCGGGGUUUCCACCGUCGCAUGGGCACUGGGUGGCUCCGGGCUUGAUUCGCGUCGUGUGCGGUGUUGAGGCGGGAUGGAGGCGAAGAUCGAGACGCAGCGCGACAACAUCGCGACGGAGCCAUCGCCGAAAGACGCGGCGAUCGACUUCGUCGCCGGCUCGCUCGGCGGGAUCGUCGCCGUCUACGUGGGCCAGCCGCUGGACACGGUCAAGGUCAAGAUGCAGGCGUUCCCGUCGAUCAACACGGGGAUGACGAGCACGUUCGCGGCGACGCUGCGGAAGGACGGCGUGAGCCGCGGGCUGUACGCGGGGACGGUCCCGGCGCUCGCGGCGAACGUGGCGGAGAACUCGGUACUGUUCGCGGCGUACGGCCUGUGCCAGAAGGGGGUGGCGGCGGUCACGGGGCGAGAGGACGUGCUCCAGCUCAAUCCGGUCGAGAACGCGGUGGCCGGCUUCUGUGCCGCCUUCUUCUCGUCCUUCACCCUCUGCCCGACCGAGCUGGUGAAGUGCCGCCUUCAGGCCAUGAGGGAACUCCAGUCCUCCUCGUCCGCCUCCAAGGGACACCUGACGCCAUGGGCCCUGAGCAAGCAGAUCUACCGGACGGAGGGGAUUCCGGGGUUCUUCCGGGGGCUCACGUCCACGAUGACGCGGGAGAUGCCGGGGUACUUCUUCUUCUUCGGGGGGUACGAGGCGACGAGGAUCCUGCUCACGCCGGAGGGAAAGACGAAGGAGGAGAUCGGGGUGGGGAGGACGGUGGUGGCGGGGGGCGUGGGGGGGUGCACGCUCUGGGCGGUCAUCUUCCCGUCGGAUGUGGUCAAGUCGAGGAUCCAGGUGCAGGGGUCGAGGGAGUCGAUGAGGAGUGUGUUUCGGGGGAUCGUGAAGAGUGAGGGGGUGAUGGCGCUGUAUAAUGGGUUGUUGCCGACGCUGGUGAGGACCUUUCCGGCGACGGGGGCGCUGUUCUUGGCGUACGAGUACUCGAGGAAGUACAUGCAUUAUCUUGUGGGG